CUGACGACCUUCGGCCUUCGAUAGCGUUUGAGACAAUAUCCGAGAAAGAAAAUAUUAGCUCAUCUGGACGUGGCUUACGUGACCGGUGAAAUGUACCUAAGGGCGUGGAUACAACGUCUAUUGUAAACAAAAUGGAACCAGCCGCAGAAGUAUACUUUGACGAAAUGAUCCAGAAAAAUCUAAGUCCCGAACAGUUAAGACAAUUUAAUAAAAUACAUUACGGGCGUGAAGACCACAAUGAAGUAAAAUUAAAAGAAACUACAGCAGUGAGUGCAAGUGAGAAAAACAACUUUCAAGUACAGGCGUACGCUUUCGCCGCGGCUAAGGAAGAAACUAGGAAUCCAAGGAUUUUAAAGAUUGGGUUAGUACAACAUUCCAUUGUUUUACCCACGAAUAAACCAGCGAACGAGCAAAGAGAGGCAAUUUUCAAAAAGAUUGGAGAAUUAAUAGACAUUGCGGCCUCUGAAGGUGUACAAAUACUUUGCCUCCAAGAGGCGUGGUCCAGUCCAUUCUUCCUUUGCACUGGAGAAAAAAAACAAUGGGACGAAUUCAUCGAGUCUCCCACCAAUGGACCGAGCACAAAAUUCCUUGCACCUCUAGCGAAAAAAUAUGGAAUGGUAAUCAUAUCACCAAUAUUUGAACGUGAUGACAGUGGUGUGAUGUGGAAUACUGCUGUGGUUAUUGAUGACACAGGGACCUUUUUGGGAAAACAUCGUAAAAACCAUUUGCCCAGUAUUGGCAGCUUCAGUGAAGCAGGUUACUACGAACCUGGGAAUACUGGACAUGCGGUGUUUGAGACCAGGUACGCUAAAUUUGCUAUAAACAUUUGCUAUGGACGUCAUCAAGCGCUAAACUGGUUGAUGUUCGGUCUAAAUGGAGCCGAAGUUGUAUUUAACCCUGCUGCUACUAUAGCGGAAUUCGGAGAGUCCUUUUGGGGCAUUGAAGCUCGAAAUGCUGCUGUGGCUAAUAGUUACUUCACGGCUGGCGUGAACAGAGUUGGAUCUGAAAGUUUCACCGUUAUCAAAGAUGAUGAGGAAAAAAAGAUUUGUAGAACCUAUUAUGGAUCUAGCUACGUAACAGCUCCGAACGGAUGCAGAACUCCAAGCCUUUCAAGGGUUAAAGAUGGCCUACUUAUGGCAGAAUUAGAUUUAAACUUAUGCAGACAAGUUAAAGAUCACUGGGGUUUCGGAAUGACCGCUCGGCUUGAUAUGUAUGCUAAUGAAUUAAAAAAUAAAAUAGGAUAUACAUAGUUAAAUAGUUUUGUCUGUAUCAGUUAUCAAAUAAAUUAUAAUAUCAUUAUAAUUAAA
Molecule: messenger RNA, 1307 nt
Organism: Plodia interpunctella (Indianmeal moth)
Lineage: Eukaryota; Metazoa; Arthropoda; Insecta; Lepidoptera; Pyralidae
Product: beta-ureidopropionase-like
Exons: 2
Coding region: 132-1250 (372 amino acids)
Molecular function (GO): beta-ureidopropionase activity
Source: RefSeq, a predicted model, not a curated record